AUGGAUCGAGAAGGAGGUUCCAAAGGAUCGUGCUAUUACUCUGUGCUUGGAAUCCGCAGGGAUGCCUCCUUCUCUGACAUUCGCUCUGCUUAUCACAAGCUCGCCCUGAAAUGGCAUCCAGAUAGGUGUUCGAAAAACUCUUCGGACGUCGGAGAAUACAAACGCCGGUUCCAGAAAAUCCAAGAAGCCUAUUCAGUGCUGUCUGAUCAGGGGAAGAGAUCAAUGUACGACGCCGGAUUCCUCGAUCUGUUUGAGGAGGAUGAGGGCAUGGGUGAUUUUCUGCAUGAUCUGAUGAAUAUGAUGGAGGAAAAUGUUGUUGCUGAGGAGGAGAGUCUGGAGGAUCUGCAGAAGACAUUUGUCGAUUUGUUCGGUGAGGAUUUGGUCAACAUGAUGCAGGAGACUGAUGAUGAUCGAACGGUUGGAGCAGAAACUGUGCACAUUAGAUUUGGAUUGGAGGCUAGAGCUCUAAUGCUCAAAGCUGUUAAAGAGUUUGUUGAGGCAGUUAAAGUUACCAUGGACCGAAGGUACUUCAAUGAUCAUACUACUGCUCCUUGCGAUGAUAAUUAG
Fraxinus pennsylvanica is the source of this 567-nucleotide messenger RNA. Lineage: Eukaryota; Viridiplantae; Streptophyta; Magnoliopsida; Lamiales; Oleaceae. The record is from the annotation of a GenBank genome assembly.